UGCAUCCUAACGUGAGCCAGGGUUGCCAAGGAGGGUGUGCUACAUGUUCUGACUACAACGGAUGCCUGUCAUGUAAGCCCAGGCUGUUUUUUGUUCUGGAGAGGAUUGGUAUGAAACAGAUCGGAGUAUGUCUUUCCUCGUGUCCAAGCGGAUACUAUGGGACACGGUAUCCCGACAUUAAUAAGUGUGCAAAAUGUAAAGCUGACUGUGAUACCUGCUUCACCAGAAACUUCUGCACAAAGUGUAAAAGUGGGUUUUACUUGUACAGUGGAAAGUGCCUUGAAAAGUGCCCUGAUGGGCUGGAAGCCAACAAUCACACGAUGGAGUGCACUAGCAUCGUGCACUGUGAAGCUAGUGAGUGGAGUCCAUGGAGCCCUUGCACAAAGAAAGGAAAAACAUGUGGUUUCAAAAGAGGAAAUGAAGUAAGGGUCAGAGAGAUCGUACAGCAUCCAUCAGCAAGGGGCAAUCCUUGCCCAGCUACAAGCGAGAGCAGAAAAUGUAUUGUACAAAGAAAGAGAUGUCAGAAGGAAGGAAAAG
Messenger RNA from Pelecanus crispus (Dalmatian pelican), 537 nucleotides. The record is from RefSeq and is a predicted model, not a curated record. NCBI's taxonomy places the organism in Eukaryota, Metazoa, Chordata, Aves, Pelecaniformes, Pelecanidae.